Molecule: messenger RNA, 8695 nt
Organism: Apus apus (common swift)
Lineage: Eukaryota; Metazoa; Chordata; Aves; Apodiformes; Apodidae
Gene: TASOR2
Product: transcription activation suppressor family member 2
Exons: 24
Coding region: 209-7948 (2579 amino acids)
Biological process (GO): negative regulation of gene expression, epigenetic
Cellular component (GO): nucleoplasm
Source: RefSeq, a predicted model, not a curated record
CAUCCCUCCCUUCUCCCCUCCCUUCCCUCCUUCCUUCCCUCCUUCCCCCCCCUUUCCCGCCUUCCCGCCCCUCAAGCCCGCCCGGCCCGGCAGCGCCGCGUCCCUCCCGGAGCCGGGCAGGGCCGGGCAGGGCCGGGCAGGGCUGGGCUACCCCUGAGGAAAACGCUGUGGGGGUGAAACUUCGACCGAGAGAAGCCCGGGGGGAGCCAUGGGCGAGCGGCGGGGCCAGGGGCAGCGCGGCGGGACGGGUUUUCACUCAGAAUCAGAAGCACCGAGUUCCCUGUUGCAGACAGCAGUUGCAGUGCUCCAGAGCUCCUACUUGCACUCUACAUCGCAGGAUGGUUUUCAGUACAGCAGAGCAAUCCUGGUGGAAAAUGAUGUUUUCCUGAGUGAGCUCAAGGCUUUUGCCCAAGCAAAGGAAGCAGCAGGAUACAGCCAGGAGGAGCUGGAGGAGACCUUUGCGUUUCUCCUGUUUGAUAAAGAAGAAGAGGCAAAAGAGGUGUGUCAGACAGGUCUCCGUGUGAACAGCAGCUCCAUUUCCACCCUUGGUGACCCAGCAAAAGGGGUUUAUAUUUCCAAGUAUGCAGACUGUCUUCAUCCAAGACCCUGGUAUCAUGGAAAAUCAGGCUAUAUUGUCAUUUGUAAGCUAAUUAAGGGGAAGGUCAAGGUGGUAUCUGAGAACUACACAACCAGCUAUACCUGCCCCUCUCCCGGCUACGACUGCCACAUCGCCCUGAGCAGAACUGCACCAUCCAACACCAGCCACUUCCAGGCCUUUGAGCAGAGCCAGUAUUACGUGUACGAGGUGUCGGGAGGCAGCGCUGCCCAGCGGCCCCGCCAGGUCUGCCCCUACAUGGUCAUUGCCUGCCAGUACAGGGAGCCCAAGGAGAUGCCUGUCUUGGCCCUAGAGAGCCUACCUGAGCUUAAUCACAAAGCACUGUACUGUCCAUGGAGGGGACAGCUCUCCAUCCAGGGCCAGCUCCUGUGCAACAUUGCCCUCAGGACCCCGUACAGCUCCACGAUUCCAGCCCAGCUGCCUACCAACCUGGACCUCAACCAUGUCAUGGGUUUGUCUGACUUGAAGAAAAAGCUCCCAGAAGCUGCAUUUGGGAAAAGAAAUUACAUUGAGAAUGAAGUCUGUUUUCAGGGUGUUUACUUCAGUCUGUAUGAAGUAGAAAUAUUAAGUAAGGAUCAAUACAAAAUGGAUCAGUUAGUUGAAAGUCUGAAGGAAAAGGACUUGGCAAUCAUCAAAUAUUUACAAGACCAAGGAGUCCUUAUCCUCCUCACGUCCUCUGCCCUGGCACGAGAUGAUGGGUUUGACCCCAAGGAGCCUGUCAGCCUCCUGGCCCUGUUCCUGUUCACCUCCUCCCGGUCGGUGUGCCUGAGAGUUGAGAAGCACGAUCCAAAAGAUGAAAGGGAAGAGAGUGACAUCUCAUUAAAAAUAGCCUCAGUUUUGCCUGGACUUCACUAUGCCUUACAGAAAGCCACCAGUUCUUCGUGGGGGGACACAGCUGGGACCAGUGUAUGUAUCAAACAGCACUUCCAGGAGUACACAAAGCUUCAUCAAAAUCCACAGCCCACCUCUGGCCAAGCCAACACAGUUCCCCUUUCUCCUCUCCUCUCACCAACCAAGGAUGAAUGUACUAAUGACUUCCAAAAAUGCUCCUUCUCCCAACUGCAACGUUACCUCUCUGACCCCAGCAGCUACACUCUGGAAAUGUCAGCAGCCUUAGAAUGUUUGAGUGGUGCUGUUCAGUCUCUUUGCUGCAAUCCAGAGGCUGGUUGUAAGGUGGACUUCUCUCCAGCUGUGCCACCAGACCCUUCUCCUCCCAACACAGCAGAGGAAACACAAGUCAAAAGUGAAAACCCAAAGCCCACAGUGGGGCUGAACCAGAGGGGUGAAGGGCCCACAAAAGACACCAACUUGUCCAGCAAGCUAUGGGUGCAGCAGAGCAGGAGGAAAUCCAGUCGAGCUGUUGUCACCAGCACCAGGAAGAAAUGGUCACCCCUGAAGAUGCAGGUGCAUCCUGUGGGGGACAGCAGCAGGAACAGGAAAGGAACCAAGAAGAAAAUCAACAUUUCUUUCUCUUUUCCCAAAAAACCAGGGAUCAUGGCCACUUCCAAUGAGCCCAUGCUUAAAUUAGCCAAUUUGCAGUUUCCACACAGAAGGAAAAGAGGUGCAGAGGUCCUGUCUGCAGAAUUUGUGCACAAAACCCAGUCUGAUCCUGUCCAGAAGGAAACCUCAGCUCCUGGUGAUCCUGGCUUGGAAACAAAGAGACUAAAGAUAUUGAAGAACCCAGACAUGAAAAAGGUUCCUGUUGCUGAGCCCCUCAUGAAGCCAGUGAAAAGUAAGAUGCUCCAGAGUGUGGCUAACAGUUCAUCAAACCCUCAACCCAAAAAGCAAGCAGAAAGUGAGUGGAAGGAGCCAUUCCCCACCCUCCCGAGUGAAGUUUCCUCCCAGCACCAGGCAGCAGAUCCCCAGACCUGUGAGGUGUGCCCAGGCGAGGUUGCCGACCUUGGAUUCGACGUGAAGGGGAACGACUACGAAUCCCACGCCCUGAACUUGCUGGCUGACCUGGCUCUGGGUUCUUGUAUUCCUUCCUUUAUCCCCACGGACACUGGGGUGUCCUGCAGCCACUCCAGCGACUCUGCAAAGGAGCAGCAGAGUCACCGCCAGACCAGGACCUUCUGUGCCGCUUCCGACCACGAAUACCACAGGAUGAACAAGCUUCCCAAGGGAGCCACCUCUCCGAGCAAAGCAUCGACCAACCAGAAGCUUCCUCCUGCUGAAAAAACAGACUCAGAUGACUUGGCUCCUACUCCCAGGGAGAAAAGCCCUGGGAUUUUCAGCGGGAAGAACACCUUGAGCCCCAGCCCUGCGAAACCCCACGUGUUGCCUCCAGGAGAGACUCAAGAAGCUGCCGAGGUGAACAAGCACUCCUUCAUUUCUGCCGAGCACUCCUACGCCUCCCAGAUGCCUGAGCACUCCAAGAAGCACUUGUAUCCCAGAGGUGCCCCCUACCCUGGACCAGCACCCUCCAGAAACGACACAAGGAACACCAGAGCAGGACCCUUGGUUGGGAAAGUCCUGCCUUUCCGCCACCAGCAGAACAUCCCCCCCCACCAACAGCCCCUGGGGGCCCUGAUGAGGCACAGGAGCAGCCUGCUCUCCUCCAGGCUGAAGGAGGACUUCACCAAGUCCCACAGGGUCAACGUGUGUGGUGAGUCCCUGAAGGUGACCUGCCACUGGGAGGGAGAGUACCUCUUCAACCUGGACAGCAGGUACACCAACGAUGCCCUGGAGAAAACCAUCAUCCGCGCCCUGCACGGGCCCUGGGACCCUGAUCUGCCUGACGACGUGGAAGAGAUGAAGCUGAUCCUUCAUAUGUGGGUGGCCCUGUUCUACAGCAAACCCAGCAAACUCCUGAGCAGCACGAGGAAGGUGGUGGAGCACAGCAACCCCGAGAAGUACGUCUCCAUAAACACCACUGGGGACUGUCUUGAGCUGAGUGAUGAUGGUGAGGACUGGUUUGGGUUGGAGACAUGUCCUGCAGACUCCCGGUCAGACCCUGACCAGACUCCCAGCAGCUCUCUGGAUCACAGCACUCGUUCUCAGGGACCUCUCCACCCAGAGGAGAGCCCUGCAGACUCUCAGACUGAUGCUGAUGGGACUCCUGGUGUUGUUGAUAGCACCGUAUCAUCUUCUUCAGGGGAGCUUCCUUGUGGAGAGGAGGAGCCUUCCUCCACAAGCUGUCCUGAGAGCCUUUCCCUCACUGAACAUGCUGAUGAGAGCCUGGCUGUGAGAGACAGGCAGCCUGUGGUCAGUCCUGGGGAACAUGUGCAUGAUGUCUCAACCAUCCUUGAGAAGGAGCCACUCAAAGAGGAGCUGCUGGACACUGCGAUGGCCUCCAGCCCUUGGGAUGAGCUCAGGGAUGCCACCAAGCCCCAAGCUGCCCUGGGCAGGGAAAACCCACCCAGCCAAGCCCCAAAUUCCAGUACAGCUCCUUGGAACGAUGUACCGAGUGCACGGCAUGGACCUGGAGAGCAGCAGGAGAGUGGGUGGGCAGCAGGGCUGGGGGGUGGCCCUGGCCCUCCUGAGGACAGGGAGGUGGUGGGAGAUGUUGAGCACUCUGCUGAGGUUGGGGACAGCAGCUGGGACACCAGCAACUGGCUGCAAGGGGACUGUGGUUUGAUGCCUUUAGAAGUGCAGCCUGGAAGUGCAAAGCCCAACGGAGCCAGUGGGGAAGGGGAGGGAUCACAAGACCCCUUUGGACAUUCAGAGAAAGGGGAGGAAGAGGUGGAGGAGGGAAGAAGAGAGCAAGAGGACUCAGAGUCUGAAAGCACAGGCCUGGGGACUGUUGUUGGUUUAGCAUUUUCUGAAAGGGAUGGUGCUGACGCGGAGCAUGGACACAGCGAGCAGAAACCUGUGGAUUCAGCAUCUCCAAAGGACUUUGGUGCUCCUGGAGAGGGCCCCGUGCCCAGCCCUGCUGCCUCAGCAUCCCCCUGCCCAGGCAGAUCAACACCAGGGCUGUCAGCUGGCACUGAGAAGGACCCUCAGGGGCUUCCUGGUGAGAUAGGACCGAGCCUGGACACGCUGCAAGACCCCUGCGAGGCUCUGGCCCCUCCAGAUGCAGAGACAAACGGGGUUGGUUUGGGACAGGCAGCCAGUCCAGCCAAGGAGGGGUCGUCCUGUGCCGGUGGGUCGGUGCUGCCCUUCCCAUCCCAUCCCAAUCCUGCCUGGGGGGCACGGCCAGACAGCGCUACAGGAAGCGUGAGACCUGCUGGAGAGAAGCUCCGGGAGUGCUUGGAGCAGAAAGACAAGGAUCGUGCGCCCUCUGCAGAAAGGUGGGCGCCUGCUGGCAGCAAAGCCACCAGCACAGCUGGCCCCGAGUCACCCUGCAGCCAGGGGCUGUCACUAACCCUGUCCCCUGACUCCAGCUCUGCCUGCCUGCCAGCUCCUGAUGGAGCCACAGAUCCUGCUGCUGCUCCAGAGGACCAGGAGCUCCAGGCAAGCAACCAGGCUCCAUCACAGAGUGACCUGGGAGGGAGCAGCUCCCAAAGGUGUGGAGACAAGGUUGGUGCUGACCUCACUUCUCUGAGCACUGGUGGAUCCAGCCGAGAAGGGGAUGUGGUUUUGGUGGAAGAGCAGCAGAGCAGCCCUUCUGCCAACUGCAUGGAUGUGCUGGAUGAGGCCUCGGGAGCAGGUGAUGGCCAAGGCUUCACCUUCCACUGUACAGCCUCAGCAGGUGACUCUGAAGCUGGAGGGGAUGAUGAGGUGUGCCCCAGUGCAGAGAAGCCCCCUGGGAGCAACAGAAGGAACACAGCCACGGUGGCUGACACACCUCAGGAGCCAGAGACCUCUCUUCAUCACCUCCUGGAACCAGAGCCCUCCUCCCCGCUGAGAGAGGGGGUGUCUGCCAUGAAGGAGCACCCCAGGAAGCAGCAGAGCUCCCCAGAUGGCCUGUCCCAACCUGCCCACAGAGGCUCAGCUCCUGCUUCUCCCUCCCUGCAGGACCCUCUUCUCCCCCCUGGUGGAGAUGCAGACCCUCCCCACCACUUGUCAGAGCAAAGCCAGCAGGGGACAGUCCUGUGCCGAGGUGAGAAGUCCUGCCAGCCAGGAGGUGCUGCAGAGGUGAGCGUGGCUGCUGAGAGCUCCUUAGAGCCCAGGAGUGCAGAAAAGGUGACAAAUGACACCGGCCAGUGCUCUGCAGAGCCAGCAGGGAGCUCCCCCACGCAGCUGCUGCUGCCAGGUGACCCAGGAUUGCUGCCACCUGCUCCUCUGCCUGGUCACAAAGCAGGUCUGCCCAGCUCCGAGCCCGACUCACUCCUCAGUGUCCACCCUGAGAUGCUCUCUUCUGGCACGAGUUCUGCUCCAUGGUCCUGCUGCAGGGGGGACACCUGCCUGGGCCAGCCCCCUGGGAGCCAAGCAAGGGAUGCAGCUGGGAGCCACGAGGAGGAACCCAUCCUGCCCGAGGGUCUGGAAGGAGGAAGCAGUGUCCCUCUUGCCAGCCCUGCAUCUUUCCCAGAGGCCAAGGGAUCCGAUGCCUUUGCUGAUCUGCCCCAUCCCAGCAUGGCAGUGGGAGAGGGAGAAGAGCCCAGGAGGCUCUCUGGAGAAAGCCUGGAGCUUGGUGACACCAAGGAUAUUUCAGACCCUCUCCCGAGGGCAAAGCAGCUCCCCAGCACAGACGGACACGUGGGCUUGGCCUUUGAAGAUCCUUGGGAGCCUUCUUCCCCCAGCCACUCUGACCAGGAGUGUUUGGGGGGGACUUCCCAGCCUCUGCUGGCAGCCAGAGGUUCCUGCACCACGGAUGCUGCAGGGAGAAGGACCGAGGGGGGCUCGGAGGGGUGCAGUGAGGACUGGGGGUCGCUGGGGGCAGAGCGGGGCCGGUCGAUCAUCAGCGCGGGGGAAGCCAGCAGCAGUGGGCACGGUCCUCCCUGGGUCAAUAUCAGGGACAGGCAGGGAGUGCUGAAGGACUACCAGAACUUCGUGGUCACCAAGAAGUGCCAGGAGAGGACAGGGAACGUGCAGCCCCCCAAGAGGUGCAGCCGCUGCGCGGGGGAGUCUCACUUGCUGAGGUCGCUGAUGAGGACUUGGGGGGGUUUUGAAGAGAUCACCCAGCAGACCCUGGACAUGGAGUGUCUGCGUUUUCAUUAUAAGCUAAAGCAAAUUCUGAGGGGUGGGAAACCACCCUGUUCUACCUCCAGAAGCAUCUUUCCAAAAGACUUUUCUCCUCAGGUGAUGUCUGAGACGUCGCCUGUGCCCGAAGCUCCCGUCCCGCUGUCCCCACGGAGCAGGAGCCCUUUGCAGGUGACCAUCCUGCCCUCUGAGACCUGGCUGAGCAGGCUUGGCUGGCACCACCAGCAAAGCAGGUGGCAUGGGGACCUGUGUACCCCCUGGCAGGACACCCUGUGUGACCAGAGGAGCAGGCCCAGACCCCAAACCCCCAGCCAAGGCCACCUGGAUCCUUUCCACCUCAGCAAGCUGAAAUGUGACAAGCUGAAGGACUCCAGGGGGGACACGGCUGAGUUCAACGGGGCCAUGCUGGGGAGGGAGGGUGGAAGGAUGGUCCCAGCCCUUGGGGAGGCCACGAGGGAGUGGCCAUGCCCCAGGGGGGUGGUUGCCUUGGAGGAGAUGAUCGUGGACCUGUGCAGCACCCUGAGCUUCCGCCUGCACAGCCUGGCCCAGGAGGCCUGUGCCCACGCCGGCCUGUUCUACCUGGUGGAGACAAGUGAGGACCCUUUCUUUGCCAGAGUGAAGAGCUUGCUGAAGGCAGAUGGUCGCCUGGAGAUGGAGCCCCAGAGCUUCUGCAAAGCCAAACACCCAGACACCCAGAGGCUGCUGGUCGUCAUCAGGAACGAGGACAUUUCCUCACACAUCCACAAGGUCCCCUGCUUGCUGAAGCUGAAGCACAGCCCCAGCGUGGUGUUCGCCGGGGUGGACAGCCCUGAGGACCUCACCAGUGGCACCUUCCAGGAGCUGUUUCACACCGGUGGCUUCGUGGUGUCGGACAACAAGGUGUUGGAAACCGUGACCCUGGGCCAACUGAAGGAGGUGGUGAAGGUGCUGGAGAAGCUGAACAGAAGUGGGAGGUGGAAGUGGCUCCUUCACUACAGGGAGAGCAAGAAGCUCAGAGAAGACAUCAGCAGGGUGGAUGCUGAGGCCCAGAAGAAGCACUUCACCCUCAAGUCCUGCCAAGGAGCUGAGCUGGUCGAGGUCCUGCACUAUCACGGCUGCGACGCCGCUGCCGCCCCCGACUCGGAGCACGUGCAGUGCCUGUUGAACCUGCAGGUCCAGCACGUCAGCGCCAGGUUCGCCGUGUAUCUCACAGCAAAGCCCAGCGUGGGCAGGGAGCAACUUGAGAGCCAAGGAAUCCUCGUGGCCGACGUCAACACCUUCCUUGGGACGGUCCAGAAAGCUGCUGCCCCCUUCAGAAGAAGCUACUGGUGACGAAGCGAAGCCACAGCUCAGCUCCUCCCGGGCCCUGUGGCACCAUCUGGGGCAUCCUGCUCCUCUGGGAAUGGCCCCCACAUCCCGCUGGGAUUCAGGGGCUGCACAGGAACCCUGGGAAUGUUGCCUCCAGUUCUGUAGGGAGAAGUUCUUUCCAGGUACCUCAUGCAAACCCUCCCGGGGAUUUACUCCCUGCCAUCGAGUUCCAGUAGGAGAGAGGCUGGUUUAACCUGACACAGGUUUAAAUUAUUGGGAGUGUUUCCAGGUGGUUAGUGCAGCUGAGGUGGCAGAAAUAGGAAUCAUUUUUAUUUUAAUUUAAAAAAAUAAAUAAGAAGAAGCUGUUUACUUGAAGGGUGGGAGCCAUGAGAGUCCAGGACAAUAAAGGCAUUUUUCCAAGUGGCUUUUGCUGCACCCAGGACACACACCCUUGGGGUGGGUGGACAGAUUUUUUUUUUUAGGUGGACAUUUCCAAGUCUGCUCUACACUACGUUUCAAGUCUCCUCCUCUUGGUACCGUUUCACUGCUGGGAUUUGCCACAUUCCAGCAGGUGGGAAUCUUGUAAAUAGCUAGAUGAUGGGAUAGGGGAACAAAAAGCUCUUAUUUAUGGUCACUCAGGCAGGCCAGGUGGGAAAUGCCCCAUGAAAGAUCCCUGCAGGAUUCCCCACCUUGGGAUGCACAGGGCAGGGUUGUCCUCUCUCUGUUUUUAUUUUAAUUUUAAUAAAAGAACACAGGACCUGAUGCACAGGA